UUGGAUUUGUAUUAUCGGACUCAAACCCUCCUCUCAAAUACAGUUAACCCAAACUGAUAACUCCAGAUUCAAAUCCGCAAAAAAUUUCAUUAUCCCAAAAACACCCCUUUGAUAAUUUUAAAUACCUAUUUUAACUUUCUCCACUUCACUGUCCUCUACGUAUACACUCCUUUUGUUUGAACUCUCUUUUUCGAUUCUCGAAAACAAUUUGAAGAAUUCUAAAAAAUAAAAAAUAAAUCGAAUAUUGAGAUAUGGACGGGGUAGGAGGUGGCGGAGGCGGUGCUGGAGCUCAGUGCAACCCGCGCACAGUUGAGGAGGUGUUUAGAGAUUUCAAGGGACGGAGAGCUGGCAUGAUCAGGGCUCUCACUACAGAUGUUGCAGAAUUCUAUCAGCAGUGUGAUCCUGAAAAGGAGAAUCUCUGUUUGUAUGGCUUCCCUAGUGAGCAAUGGGAAGUCAAUUUACCAGCUGAAGAGGUGCCUCCGGAGCUCCCAGAGCCUGCAUUGGGCAUCAACUUUGCAAGAGAUGGCAUGCAAGAAAAGGACUGGUUGUCUUUAGUUGCUGUCCAUAGCGAUGCAUGGUUGCUGGCUGUUGCAUUUUAUUUUGGUGCCAGAUUUGGAUUUGAUAAAGCUGACAGAAAACGUCUUUUUAAUAUGAUAAAUGAUCUUCCGACAAUUUUUGAAGUUGUAACUGGUGCUGCAAAGAAGCAACAACUAAAGGAGAAGACACCAGUCUCAAAUCAUAGUAGCAACAAAUCCAAGUCAAACUCCAAACCGGGAUCUGAAACUCAGGGGAAAUACUUGAAGCCAUUGCAGCCAAAAGAUGAAGAAGAGGGCUUGGAUUACGAAGAUGAAGAUGAGCAUGGUGAAACUUUGUGUGGGGCAUGUGGUGAGAACUAUGCAUCAGAUGAAUUCUGGAUUUGCUGUGACAUCUGUGAAAAAUGGUUCCAUGGGAAGUGUGUGAAGAUCACCCCAGCUAGGGCUGAGCAUAUCAAGCAGUACAAGUGCCCUUCAUGCAGCAACAAGAGAGCUCGUCCGUGAUGCAGUCUCUCUUUCCCCAUAUGCACCUCUCUCUUUGUAAACUGCUAAUUUGCCCCAGCUGAUCAGUUUCUCUGUUUACCGGUUCUAUCAGUAAUUCAGCUUGUGAGUGAAUAUGGUUACUUCAGUUUAGGAGAUCUCAGUUUCCGUUAUGACUUUCUUUGUCUUGUCCAUUUGGUCUUAUGUGAUACACAAUUGUAGUUUAUCUUUCUUUAUUCAUAGGCAAAUCCCUCUCUGCAAUUGUUAAAAACUCAAAUCUCCUUCGCUUUUGGUUUGUUUAAGACUCAUUUCUUGCCUAUUUAUUAAAUAUUUUCUUUAUAAA
Mangifera indica (mango) is the source of this 1356-nucleotide messenger RNA. Its product is annotated as PHD finger protein ALFIN-LIKE 4-like. Bases 252 to 1037 code for a protein of 261 amino acids. Gene Ontology annotation, cellular component: nucleus. Lineage: Eukaryota; Viridiplantae; Streptophyta; Magnoliopsida; Sapindales; Anacardiaceae. The record is from RefSeq and is a predicted model, not a curated record. The transcript is spliced from 6 exons. Gene Ontology annotation, biological process: regulation of DNA-templated transcription. Gene Ontology annotation, molecular function: transcription coregulator activity; histone binding; transcription cis-regulatory region binding.